GUGCAAUUAAAUGAAUGAUGAUGAGCCUCCAACUUCCGUCAACAAGUUUCGAAGCGGCUUAAUGGGACCUGGCCGCUGGAAGACAAGGAUCUGAUGCAAUUGUACGAUCGGUUCGACGAAACCUUGCUUCUUGCCAAGGUGUUGGAGCAUGCUCUAUCUCGCCGGACGCGGUAGAAUGCAUGAUUUACUGCAGCCCUGCAAAGCAAAAGGACGGACUUUUGCCCUUGGGACCUACCGAGGUUCACCUAGGCUGGCCAUGAAUACUUUUGGGACGUACCUGGGCGUCCGUUGUUGGCGAUCAAACAGUGUCCGUCAGUCUCUACUGCGGCAUUCGGACAUCUUGACGCGAAGCACGCCUACGGGCUGACCCGUGAUGCUGCCUGGAAUACGAGGUCUGCCCUCGGCCAGCCAGUGUGCAUUUGACCCUCCGCUCAUCUCCAGCCCAAUCAGCGCCCAAAAGAAAGCACUGAAUAUUCUGUGAACUGACAUAUUGCAAACAUUAUCAGGGAGAUCAUCCUCUGUGCCGGCGCCCGCCAGCUUCUGAAACACGCUCAGCAGGGUGCCUUGCUGCAUCUGAGUGGAGUCCGAGGCAGCCACCAUACUGAACUGUGAUAAUGGCAGAAUACCGGGAGUUCGCCUCAGAUGAACGACCGUUGAAUGUGGCUCAUCCCACGAGUGGGACCCAACAUUCAUCUGCAGAUUACUUUUCAUGUCCAAUCUGCGACUGUACCUCAUGCUACAAGCGUUGCCAACAUCCAUCCAUCCAGGCCCUCCGCCUCCAAAAUGCAAUCCCUGGCUGCGCGGUGCACGAGAUUGAUUCGUCUUUGAUUCCUGUCCGUCGCCUUCGAUGGAGACCACCAGGCAGAUCCUCAGCAGGCUAUGAUGCUACAGUGCCAUGAUUUCAGGGCUUUCAGGCGAACCAUCUGAGUCCGGAUUACGCUCAGUAUCCCUCCUCUUGUGCUGUGGGCAUCAUAUAAACACUCUGCCGGGCUGGGACUACCCACUCAUCCCUUUCUUUACUCUCUCACAACUAAACCACCUUGAUCUCCUUCGAUCAGCUGUACAGCUUGUUCGUCUAUCUCCUUCACCCAUAUAUUGCUGUCACAAGAUGCCGGAAAAGAAAAAGAAAAUGGGCCCCAUGAACGGCUGGAAAUGCUGCCAGUGCCACACCGUCAACCCUAAACUACAUGACUACUGCCCAAACGUCAACUGCUACCACAGAAAGUGUGACGGAUGUGCCGAGAUCCAUAUAAGGCAAAGCAGCAAGUCACGAAACCAAGACCGUCAAUUGCGUCGCGACUGAUUCGACGCACAGUUAUUGGAAGUCACACCUCCACAUCAAAUGCUAGAGGUCAUCAGAACUGGGAGGCUCCCCUGUCGACUUCGGAAUGCGGAUACCUAGGCGAACCCUCUACAUGGAAUAUAGCCGCUGUUGUGGAGAUAUGGUUGGCGGGAUGGGUGAACGGAAGUCACAUGGUGGUGCUGACUGCGGACCUGACAUUGAUCAACGAAAUGACGUGUGAGGCGGACCUUGGUGGUUGAGUACGACUUCGAGUGACCUUCAUGUUGUGCUGCAGUGAUGGCUCGCUUGCCCUUGACUUCCGUCCUGCGCAGUGUCCCUGCUAGUGCGUCGAAACAUCUGUACCUUCCUUGCUACUAGUACUAGUGCUUCGCUACCUGGGUACUAGUAGUACAGUACAUACCUAGGUACCUACUAGGUUGGUCCUAGUCCUGUAUAGGUGUCUAUCUACGUACUUAGAGAUACUAGUAGUACUACUAGUACUAGUAGUUCAAUGCUACCGGUCGCGGCCUAGUCCUGUUGUGCAGUAGCCGCUGCUGCUCCCACGUGGCAGGACCAGCAGUCUAACC
Messenger RNA from Exophiala dermatitidis NIH/UT8656, 1869 nucleotides. RefSeq lists its product as uncharacterized. The transcript has 4 exons. Lineage: Eukaryota; Fungi; Ascomycota; Eurotiomycetes; Chaetothyriales; Herpotrichiellaceae. The record is from RefSeq and is a predicted model, not a curated record. Bases 896 to 1303 code for a protein of 135 amino acids.